Molecule: messenger RNA, 936 nt
Organism: Daldinia childiae
Lineage: Eukaryota; Fungi; Ascomycota; Sordariomycetes; Xylariales; Hypoxylaceae
Exons: 4
Coding region: 1-936 (311 amino acids)
Molecular function (GO): oxidoreductase activity, acting on NAD(P)H
Source: RefSeq, a predicted model, not a curated record
AUGACGACUCCAACACAUAACGGUCUUGUCAUCGUAGCUCCCCGAGCCCCUUAUGAGAUACAUCAAUUCCCCACGAUCUCACCAGUAGAUGAUGAAAUCCGGGUUCAUGUCAAGUGGACAGCUUCUACACCCUUGGACCUUCAUCAGGCAGACGGCGGGCUCUUGAUUGAAACGCCAUUUAGAACUGGAUCUACUUCAGCUGGCAUUGUUGUCGAAGUUGGGCCCAAUGUGAAGCACCUACGGGUUAGUGAUAGAGUCAUUGGCUUUGCUCAUCAGCAACCGAAGUGGAAGAGUCAUCAGGAAUAUGCCACUGCUCCUGAAUGGGUUUUUGGAAAGAUACCUGAUAACUUAUCGAUGGAAGAGGCUGUUACGAUACCAGAAAACUUCGUCACGGCGUUUAAUGCCAUCUCCACGGACUUGGGCCUCCCUACUCCGUGGCCGAAGCCCAAAGGCUACAUCCCACCCAGGGCUGAUGACCCGAUAUUGAUUUGGGGUGCUGCAUCCUCUAAAGGGGACGCCCCAGCUUUUCCAUUGAUAGUCGACUGCAUCGGUUCACAAGAUGGAUCGGUUGGUCCGAUUUCCAAGAUCGCCCAGAGCGGUACGACUGUCGCGAUUAUGCUACCGGUCAUCGUAAAGCACGCAACGGAGACAGAUGUACCCGAGUACUCGAUGGAUGCAAGCACCAGCGCCCAGUGGGCAGACGGCGUCAAUGUACGCGGAGUGCGGACUUUUUUUUAUUGGAGAAACCCACUCUUCAAGGAAAAACUGCAACUAGAGAUCAUGCCUUACAUGCUGGCUGCAGGUCACGUGGUACCGAAUCGCAUCCGCGUGGUUGAAGGACGUACUCUGCUGGAGAGAGCUACCAAGGCGUUGGAAUUACUUCGGACGGGAGGGGUGAGCGGAGAGAAGCUCGUCUGGAGAGUUUCGGAGGAAUGA